Marmota flaviventris (yellow-bellied marmot) is the source of this 1113-nucleotide messenger RNA. RefSeq names its product Sad1 and UNC84 domain containing 5 (gene Sun5). Gene Ontology annotation, cellular component: meiotic nuclear membrane microtubule tethering complex; nuclear envelope. Lineage: Eukaryota; Metazoa; Chordata; Mammalia; Rodentia; Sciuridae. The record is from RefSeq and is a predicted model, not a curated record. Gene Ontology annotation, molecular function: protein-membrane adaptor activity.
AUGCCACGGUCAAGGAACACUGGGGACCCAGGUUCCCUAUGCGAAGAUGGGAUCCCCAAUGUUAGGCCCAGGAGAUGCAACCCGCGAGCCCGGAACACCAGCAGGAUGGCGAUGGACCCCUCACCCAGCAGGAAUGACAGCUUCCCGUUGCCCGCCCGCAUCAAUGCCCCGGCCAUCAGCCUGACUCAGUUCCUGCUGGGAUAUCUGUCCUGGAUCGCCUGCCUGGCCUACUUCCUGAGGACCCAGGCCCAGCAGGUCCUCUUCAACGCCUGCCGGUGCAGGCUGUUCUUCCAGAAGCUCAUGGAGAAGACGGGCGUGCUGGUCCUCUGCGUUUUCGGAUUCUGGAUGUUUUCUAUGCAUUUACCAUCAAAAAUGGAAGUCUGGCAGGAUGACAGCAUAAAUAGUCCAUUGCAGAGUUUGAGGAUGUACCAGGAGAAGGUGCGACAUCACACUGGGGAAAUCCAGGACCUCCGAGGCAGCAUGAACCAGCUCAUUGCCAGACUCCAAGAAAUGGAGGCCAUGUCAGAUGAGCAAAGAAUGACCCAGAAAAUAAUGAAGAUGAUACAAGGCGAUUACAUUGAAAAGCCGGACUUUGCCCUUAAGUCUAUAGGGGCCAGCAUAGACUUCGAGCACACCUCAGCCACCUACAACUACGAAAAGGCUCGCUCCUGCUGGAACUGGAUCCGGCUGUGGAACUACGCGCAGCCCCCAGACGUGAUUCUCGAGCCCAACAUGACACCUGGCAACUGCUGGGCCUUCACAGGUGACCGCGGCCAGGUGACCAUCCGGCUGGCCCAGAAGGUCUACCUGUUCAACAUCACCCUGCAGCACAUCCCCAAAUCCAUCUCGCUGUCCGGCAGCGUGGACACGGCCCCCAAGGACUUCGUCAUCUACGGCAUGGAGAGCUCCCCCAGGGAGGAGGUGUUCCUGGGAGCCUUCCAGUUCCAGCCAGAAAACACCAUCCAGAUGUUCCACCUCCAGAACCAUCCACCUCGAGCUUUUGGUGCUGUCAAGGUGAAGAUCUCAAGCAACUGGGGGAACCCUCGCUUCACCUGCCUGUACCGAGUGCGCGUGCAUGGCUCUGUGACCCUGCCCAAAGAGACUCCUAACUAG